Solanum tuberosum (potato) is the source of this 2638-nucleotide messenger RNA. Its product is annotated as heat shock protein 90-5, chloroplastic. Lineage: Eukaryota; Viridiplantae; Streptophyta; Magnoliopsida; Solanales; Solanaceae. Gene Ontology annotation, biological process: protein folding. The transcript is spliced from 19 exons. Bases 194 to 2587 code for a protein of 797 amino acids. Gene Ontology annotation, molecular function: ATP-dependent protein folding chaperone; ATP binding; ATP hydrolysis activity. The record is from RefSeq and is a predicted model, not a curated record.
AUUGUAUGUACACUUCUAGAAUCCUCUACCCUCACCCUUAAACCCCUUUCUCCACAUUUCAGGGUUUUUACACAAACCCUCAAGAAUUCUUAGCCCAACCCCUUUAUCCAUACACACACACAAACACACAGUGAAAAAAACUCACAGAAACUUCAAGAAUCAUUUGUGGUUUUUUUCUCAAAUAGUUUAGAUAAUGGCCCCUGUAGUAAGCAGGAGUUUGACUUCUUCACCUAUGGCUUCAGUGCCUUACAGUCCUUCUUUUGUAUUGGGGAGUGGUAGUACCAAUAGGGUCUGUCUUAAAAGUACUUUCUUGCCUAGGAAUAAUAUCAAGAAUGGAUUUUUACAAUCUGGGUUGAGGUGGAAACAGGAUAAAAGAGAUGUUGGAGUAGUGGUUAGGUGUGAGGCUUCUGCUGUAGCUGAAAAAGAAGCUUCUGAGACUUCUGGGGAGACCCAUGAGUAUCAGGCUGAGGUCAGUCGCCUAUUAGACUUGAUUGUUCAUAGUCUAUACAGUCACAAGGAGGUUUUCUUGCGAGAGCUUGUGAGUAAUGCUAGUGAUGCCCUUGAUAAGUUGAGAUUUCUGAGUUUGACGGAGCCCUCUUUACUUGGAGAUUCUAGUGAGCUAGAGAUUCGCAUCAAAUCUGAUCCAGACAAUGGGACUAUUACUAUAACGGAUACUGGUAUUGGAAUGACCAAAGAGGAGCUCAUAGACUGUCUUGGGACUAUUGCCCAAAGUGGUACCUCAAAAUUCUUGAAGGCACUUAAGGAAAAUAAAGACCUUGGAGCUGACAAUGGAUUGAUUGGUCAAUUUGGUGUUGGUUUCUAUUCUGCAUUUCUUGUUGCUCAGAAGGUUGUAGUUUCCACGAAGAGCCCAAGGUCAGAUAAACAGUAUGUUUGGGAGGCGGAGGCUGACAGUAGCUCAUAUGUCAUCAGAGAGGAAACUAAUCCUGAAAAUCUUCUACCUCGAGGAACACAAAUUACACUUUUUUUGAGGGACGAUGACAAAUACGAGUAUUCUGAGCCCAAGAAGAUCCAAGAUUUGGUGAAGAAUUAUUCACAGUUUGUAUCUUUUCCAAUUUACACGUGGCAGGAGAAAUCAAGAACAAUUGAGGUAGAGGAAGAGGAAGAACCAAAGGAAGGAGAAGAAAAACCAGAGGAAGAAAAGAAAAUGACAAAGAAGACCAAAACUGAGAAGUACUGGGAUUGGGAGUUGACGAAUGAGACAAAACCUAUAUGGAUGCGGAAUCCAAAAGAAGUUGAGAAAGAACAGUACCAGGAAUUCUACAAGAAAACUUUUAAUGAGUUCUUGGAUCCCCUUGCCCACACUCACUUCACUACAGAGGGUGAGGUGGAGUUUAGAAGUGUCUUGUAUAUACCUGGAAUGGCUCCUCUUAACAAUGAAGAUGUCGUAAAUCCCAAGACGAAGAACAUACGCUUGUAUGUGAAGCGUGUCUUUAUUUCUGAUGAUUUUGAUGGGGAGUUGUUUCCUAGGUACCUGAGCUUUGUUAAAGGAGUGGUGGACUCAAAUGACCUUCCUCUUAAUGUUUCACGAGAAAUUCUUCAGGAGAGCCGAAUUGUUCGGAUAAUGAGAAAGAGACUAGUGAGAAAAACAUUCGACAUGAUUCAGGAUCUCUCUGAAAGUGAGAACAAGGAGGAUUACAAAAAAUUCUGGGAGAACUUUGGAAAAUUUGUGAAGUUGGGAUGUAUUGAAGACACUGGUAAUCACAAGCGAAUAACCCCAUUACUGAGAUUCUUUUCUUCCAAGAGUGAAGAAGAAUUGAUAAGCUUAGAUGACUAUGUUGAGAACAUGGGCGAAAAUCAGAAAGCCAUUUACUAUUUGGCUACUGAUAGCUUACAGAGUGCCAGGACUGCUCCUUUCUUGGAGAAGUUGGUUCAGAAGGGUAUUGAGGUGUUGUACCUCGUUGAACCAAUAGAUGAGGUGGCUAUCCAGAAUCUACAAACAUACAAGGAAAAGAAGUUCGUUGACAUAAGCAAAGAGGACCUGGAGCUUGAUGAUGAUGAUGAGGUGAAAGACAGGGAAGCCAAACAAGAGUACAAUCUUCUAUGUGAUUGGAUAAAACAACAGUUGGGUGAUAAGGUGGCAAAAGUACAAGUUUCAAAGCGUUUAAGCACAUCACCAUGUGUGCUUGUAUCUGGAAAGUUUGGUUGGUCUGCCAACAUGGAAAGAUUGAUGAGAGCACAAACCUUGGGAGACACUUCAACCCUGGAAUUUAUGAGAGGCAGAAGAAUAUUGGAGGUUAAUCCCGACCAUCCAAUCAUCAAAGACCUAAAUGCUGCAUGCAAAAAUUCACCCGAUAGUUCUGACGCCAAGCGGGCUGUGGAACUGCUGUUUGACACCGCAUUGAUCUCCAGUGGAUUUACUCCUGAUAGUCCAUCUGAGUUGGGUGGCAAGAUCUACGAGAUGAUGGCCAUGGCUCUUGGAGGAAGAUGGGGACGAUUCGAGGAAGAAGAGACAGAGGCAUCAGAAGAAGCAUCAACCGAGUCAGAUGCAAGCUCUGCUGAAGUGGUAGAGCCACAAGUCGUCGAGCCAUCUGAAGUAAGGACCGAGAGCAACGAUUAUUGGGAGUGAUUCAUAAAGUGUUUCUCUAUCUUAUUUAGGCUUUCUUUCCUGCAUGUCAUA